CAUUAAUGCGCUCCUCUUAAACCUGCCGCUCAAGGGAGACGCACAGAGGGCGGUCUAAAGAUGGGAGCUGGAAGAAGAAGUUUGGGAGGUGGGGGCGGAGGAGGUGGUGGAGGAAGGAACCAAAGAUUACUUAAACAUCGCGUAGACUCAUGCAAGAAGAAAUUCUCAACCGCGGAAGAUAUAGUGCACCACCUCCGCCAGCACCACUCCGACUACCGCCGCAUGGAACUCCGAACCUUGACUAGGCUUGUUCACCAAAUUCUAAAUUCUUCAUCACCAUCAUCGUCUCGCCAACACCACAAAUCCGGAAGAUCUUCUUCUGCUUCUCCUCGACUACAGGAAGGGGAAGAUGAAGAUAGCAUUUUCAACAAUCCCAGUCAAUUUCGUAAAAAAAGGAAGCGAACUGAUGAGAGCGAAGAGAGAUUGCUGCAAAUAGAGAAUGAUUAUUCGAAAAGAAUCGAUCGGAAUCCACCGUCCGCCUCGUCUUCUGAGUCGGACUCAGAGUCGCAGCCUUCUUCUUCGGCUGUUUCGACAUCGGAGGAUGGAAUUUACGGAGAGCAAGUGGAGCCGAAGAUUGAUUUGAUGCAAUCGAUGUUGCGGGAGAGCUAUGCCGCUGAAUCGAAAGGGAAAGAGAAGAAUAUUGAAGUAGAGGUUGCGAGUAGUGCUAAAACCAUUAAUAAGAUUGACAUUGUAAAUUCACGCAAAAGUGAAGAAGACGCAGAGAGAUUGGGAGCUAAUGUGACAAAGGAAUGGAAAGGGAAAGGAGAGGUUUCGAAUACUGCAAGCGUAGAGGCGAAGAGGAAAGAUGGGCCGAGGUUUAGGGAUUUGGGGGGGAUAAGUUCAGUGUUGGAGGAGUUGGAGAUGGAGGUUUUUUUGCCGCUGUAUCAUCCACAUGUGCCGCAGCGGCUUGGAGUGAACCCGAUAGGUGGGAUUUUACUGCACGGGCCGCCGGGCUGCGGCAAGACCAAACUGGCUCAUGCAAUUGCUAAUGAGGUUGGAGUUCCCUUUUACAAGAUUUCAGCUACUGAGGUCGUCUCCGGCGUUUCAGGUGCAUCGGAAGAAAACAUCCGAGAUCUUUUCUCCAAAGCAUACAGGACUGCACCAUCAAUCAUUUUCAUUGAUGAGAUUGAUGCAAUUGCUUCAAAGAGAGAAAACCUACAGAGGGAGAUGGAGCGAAGGAUUGUAACGCAAUUAAUGACUUGCAUGGAUGAAUAUCACAGACUUAUCCUACCAGCUAAUGCAAAUUCAGACUCUGAAAGCUCUAAUAAAAAACCUGGCAAUGUUCUUGUAAUUGGAGCUACCAAUAGGCCUGAUGCUAUUGACCCUGCACUGAGGAGGCCUGGAAGAUUUGAUCGUGAGAUUAGGUUAGGUGUGCCAGAUGAGAAUGCGAGGGUUGAGAUUCUUUUGGUCCUAACUAGAAAAUGUACUCUUGAGGGUUCUCUUGAUCUUUUGCAAAUAGCAAGGUCUACGCCAGGAUUCGUUGGAGCUGACUUGGAUGCUUUAGUUGACAAGGCUGGUAAUCUUGCCAUGAGGAGAAUACUUGCUCAGAGAAAGUCUGAGCUAACUAGAGAAUACUCAGACAAGGAAAGCACUGAAGAAUGGUGGAAGAUACCUUGGUUGCCCAAGGAGAUUGAAAAGCUUGCCAUUACAAUGGCUGAUUUUGAGCAAGCAGCUAAGAUGGUUCAACCAUCUUCAAGAAGAGAAGGAUUCUCCACCAUCCCUAAUGUAAAGUGGGAAGAUGUUGGUGGGCUUGAAUCUAUAAGGAAUGAGUUUGAUCUUCAUAUAGUUAAGCGCAUAAAAUUUCCUGAGGAAUAUCAGAAAUUUGGAGUGAAUUUAGAGACCGGAAUUUUACUUUAUGGCCCUCCGGGCUGUGGUAAAACACUGAUUGCUAAGGCUGUUGCUAGUGAGGCAGGCGCUAAUUUCAUUCAUGUCAAGGGUCCUGAACUUCUGAAUAAAUAUGUUGGAGAAAGUGAACUGGCAGUUCGUACAUUAUUCGGUCGUGCAAGGACAUGUUCACCAUGUGUACUUUUCUUUGAUGAGGUGGAUGCUUUGACAACAAAGCGUGGGAAAGAAGGAGGCUGGGUCGUUGAGCGGCUGUUAAACCAGUUACUUAUAGAGUUAGAUGGUGCAGAUCAGCGGCCUGGUGUUUUCAUCAUCGGUGCAACUAACAGACCUGAGGUGAUGGACCCAGCUGUCUUACGGCCUGGUAGGUUUGGAAAACUUCUCUAUGUCCCUCUGCCCAGUUCAAAUGACCGUGGAUUGAUCUUAAAUGCUCUUGCAAAGGGAAAACCUAUUGACCCUAGUGUGGAUUUGAGAGCCAUUGGUCAGAUGGAUGCUUGUGAAAAUUUAAGUGGCGCUGAUCUUAAGAAGCUGAUGGAUGAAGCUGCAAUGGCUGCAUUAGUUGAAGCAAAAAGAUUGAGCUGCCCAUAUGAGAGCUCAUGCACAAUCAAGGUCACUCAUUUUGAGCAAGCAUUAAGUAAAAUAUCUCCAUCUGUGUCACAUAAGCAAAUACAGUACUACAAGGUUUGGUCAGAGAGCUUCAAAACCGCAUGAUAGAGAUAGAAACCGCAUGAUAGAGAUAGAUACCAGUAUUUACAAGUCAUGGUUCAAUAGUAUGUGCCUGGCGCUGGCUGCGGAACUUGAGAGCCAAUCCUCGUGCUUGGUUUCAAUGACCUGCGUUGCCCACCAGGAUUAAAUUUUGUUGCGCUGUCUUAUAUUACGGAUUUUGAAUUUUCGGGCUUUCAAAUCAGUGGAAAAGCAAUAUGCCUUUUGUAGAGAUUAUUUUAUUUUAUUAUUAUUUUUUUUUUUUGGCGACUCUAUCGCUUCCCGCAUUGGUUGAGGCCGAUGAUUACGUCUACCCUGUUGCUACAGUCGAUACAUCUCAGUCAAACAAAAGGAUGUAUACUUUGCUGUGCAUGAGUUUUUCUUUA
Hevea brasiliensis (rubber tree) is the source of this 2930-nucleotide messenger RNA. RefSeq names its product cell division control protein 48 homolog C. NCBI's taxonomy places the organism in Eukaryota, Viridiplantae, Streptophyta, Magnoliopsida, Malpighiales, Euphorbiaceae. Gene Ontology annotation, molecular function: preribosome binding; ATP binding; RNA binding. Gene Ontology annotation, biological process: ribosome biogenesis. The coding region runs from base 61 to 2553 and encodes 830 amino acids. The transcript is spliced from 10 exons. Gene Ontology annotation, cellular component: nucleus. The record is from RefSeq and is a predicted model, not a curated record.